AUGGGUAGGAAACGUCUAGUGACGGCAGCGGAGUGCGCCUUUAAAGCCUUCCUCAUUGCUGUGUCCUUUCUCUUGCAGCCCACGCCUGUCAUCCUCCUGAAGGAGGGCACAGACACCUCGCAGGGGGUGCCACAGCUCGUCAGCAACAUCAACGCCUGCCAGGUGAUCGCCGAAGCCGUCCGCACCACCCUGGGCCCCCGCGGCAUGGACAAACUCAUUGUAGAUGACAGAGGUAAGGCCACUAUAUCUAAUGAUGGCGCCACCAUUCUAAAACUCCUGGACGUGGUACAUCCCGCUGCCAAAACCCUGGUGGAUAUCGCCAAGUCGCAGGACGCCGAGGUCGGAGAUGGAACUACAUCUGUCACACUGCUCGCCGCUGAGUUUUUGAAACAAGUGAAGAACUAUGUGGAGGAGGGGCUGCACCCACAGAUCAUCAUCAGGGCCUUCCGGACCGCCACACAGUUGGCAGUCGCUAAAAUCAAAGAGAUUGCUGUCACAGUGAAGAAAGAGGAUAAAGAUGAACAGCGAAGCCUGCUGGAGAAAUGCGCUGCAACAGCCCUGAGCUCCAAACUCAUCGCACUCCAAAAGGACUUCUUCGCCCAAAUGGUGGUGGAUGCCGUGUCCAUGUUGGAUGAACUGCUGCAGCUGAAGAUGAUCGGCAUCAAGAAGGUGCAGGGAGGCGCCCUGGAGGACUCCCAUCUGGUAGCCGGAGUCGCCUUCAAGAAGACCUUCUCCUACGCCGGGUUUGAGAUGCAGCCCAAGAAGUACGAGUCUCCUAAGAUUGCCCUCCUGAACGUGGAGCUGGAGCUGAAAGCGGAGAAGGAUAAUGCAGAAGUUCGGGUCAGCAAUGUCGAGGACUAUCAGGCCAUUGUUGAUGCCGAGUGGAACAUCCUGUAUGACAAACUCGACAAGAUCCACAAGUCCGGAGCCAAGGUUGUUCUCUCCAAGCUUCCCAUUGGGGAUGUCGCCACACAGUACUUUGCUGACCGAGACCUGUUCUGUGCCGGCCGGGUUCCUGAAGAGGAUCUCAGGAGGACCAUGAUGGCCUGCGGUGGCUCCAUCCAGACCAGUGUCAAUGCUCUAAACGAUGAUGUGCUGGGUCUGUGCUCUCUGUUUGAGGAGGCCCAGGUGGGAGGAGAAAGAUACAACUUCUUCACCGGCUGCCCCAAAGCCAAGACCUGCACCAUCAUCCUGAGAGGAGGAGCUGAGCAAUUCAUGGAGGAGACAGAGCGAUCAUUACAUGACGCCAUCAUGAUUGUACGCAGGGCCAUUAAGAAUGAUUCUGUUGUUGCUGGCGGUGGAGCCAUUGAGAUGGAGCUGUCCAAGUACCUACGAGAUUACUCCAGGACAAUCCCCGGCAAGCAGCAGCUUCUCAUCGGUUCCUAUGCCAAAGCCCUUGAGAUCAUUCCUCGCCAGCUCUGUGACAACGCUGGAUUCGAUGCCACCAACAUCCUGAACAAGCUGAGAGCUAAGCAUGCGCAGGGUGGAACGUGGUACGGUGUGGAUGUGAAUAACGAGGACAUAGCAGACAACUUCGAAGCCUGCGUUUGGGAGCCGGCCAUCGUGAGAACGAAUGCUCUGACCGCAGCCUCAGAAGCCGCCUGUCUCAUUCUGUCUGUAGACGAAACCAUAAAGAACCCACGCUCCAAUAUGGAUGCAGGUCCCGGAGCUGGCCGUGGCAGAGGAAGGCCGCACCAGCACUAA
Molecule: messenger RNA, 1704 nt
Organism: Staurois parvus
Lineage: Eukaryota; Metazoa; Chordata; Amphibia; Anura; Ranidae
Source: the annotation of a GenBank genome assembly